AUGGAACAGUUUUCCCAUCGAUUUCAUAACAGUUUCCUAUUUCCGUUCAAUGCGAUUCUCGGAGGGACUUUCUCAAAGAUUGACGCGAUUGCGCUUGAUUUGUUCAUGAAUUUUGUGCUUGCGGUAUUUGCAAUUAUUAUAUUGCAAACCGCUCAAGGUGAAAUAGACAAUGCUAUUGUCGGAGACCCUUCUGUUGAAUGCGGUGAUGACUUUUUUGAGGUAAAAUUUGACACACGUACCACUUUCCAUGGUAUAGCAUUUGUGCAAAACCAUCUAGACAAUCCGGAUUGUCGUACAUUCGCCAGAAAAGAUGAAUCCGCAAAGAACAGCAGUCUUCGAUUGACUUUCGAUCAGUGCGCAAUUGAGAAAAGACAUUCGCCUCCUCCCAUAUCACCGCCACCUCCGUAUCCUCCGUCGCCACCGCCUCCAUAUCCACCUCCCAUGUCACCACCUCCACCGUAUCCUCCACCACCGUAUCCUCCCAUGUCACCACCUCCUCCUGAAAAUUGGAAAAUGAUGAGAAGCUAUCAGAAUAGUGAGUAUGACUUACCGUAUCCGCCGCCACCUCCUCCCCAGUCUUGA
Messenger RNA from Caenorhabditis remanei, 582 nucleotides. RefSeq lists its product as uncharacterized. The record is from RefSeq and is a predicted model, not a curated record. Bases 1 to 582 code for a protein of 193 amino acids. NCBI's taxonomy places the organism in Eukaryota, Metazoa, Nematoda, Chromadorea, Rhabditida, Rhabditidae. The transcript is spliced from 5 exons.